AAAGGUUUCCAUUAGUGGAUCAGAAAUCGCCCUAAUCAUUUGAAAAAUAAACAAUAUCAACAAUUAGUAGUUAAUUGAGAUAGAAAAGUUGAUCACAAUUAACCAAUUCCAACAACGGAAGGAGAUUAAUUGUCUCUAAUUUAGUUAAAUAAUCGAUAUUCAAAAUUGAUUCUUUAUUUACCUUUUUUUCACUCAUGUUAAUUGUUCACAAACAGAACAAUCAAUUAAAAUCAAUACUCUUGAUUAUCUGUGCUUAAGUCAACCAGUUUCAUCUUGUUGGUUCAUCAUCCUCAUCAUCAACUAAUCAUCACAAUCAACUAAUCAUCAUCUUUUUUGGUUCUUCUUUUGCUCAAUAUCAUUUGCUCAAUUCUUGUUGUCGUGGUUGUUGGUGGAGUCUCACUUUUCGCUUCUUUCUCCUUAAUUGUUGUUGAUUUGAAUACCUUAAUUUACGUUGAUUGAGAUCGCAAAUUGAUCCAACAAUUAGUUAAUCAUGUCCUCCAUUCCAUGUGCUACUUAUAGUGCUUCAAAGGUCCAUGAAUAUGUUAGGAAAGACCAGAAAGGAGGAAAAAAACAUUCGAUGAAAGAUAUUAACUACACUGGUUCUUUUACCCUGUUUGCUGAAACUCAGGAGGAACCACAAUAUCAUUACAAUCAUAAACUAAUGAACAGUAUUUGGGGAUUGUACAACCAGUAUGCACCUCAAGCUUUUCAGAAAAACCAAGAAGUUAAUAUGAGCCUCUCAUUGGUCCCGGGAAUGACCAGCAAUCUACUGGCACCCGGGACAUUACAUUGAGGUGAUAACUCCAUUGGCACGAAGUAUCCGGUUGAUGGUUAAUCAUCCUCAUCAUUUUCCAUUUUCUCUGGUUCUUUAUUAUCAUUUUACUCUUAAUUGUUAAUUAUUCUCAAUAAAAUACCAAUAAAGUGAUCAGUAAAUUGUGAAAAUGUAAAUGAAAUCGCUCUGUCCUGCGUCGAUUUUUUCCCCCUGAAACUUAAUUAAACAUUUAAUUUCUUAAUUUCAA
Messenger RNA from Panonychus citri (citrus red mite), 1019 nucleotides. RefSeq lists its product as uncharacterized. Bases 491 to 793 code for a protein of 100 amino acids. NCBI's taxonomy places the organism in Eukaryota, Metazoa, Arthropoda, Arachnida, Trombidiformes, Tetranychidae. The transcript has 3 exons. The record is from RefSeq and is a predicted model, not a curated record.